AAAUGUGGAAAUAACUCUCCGUUUUUUAUUGUUGUUUUAAGUUUUCCUCAUUUUCCGGGGUCGCCAAUCUUCGAUCAGACAUGACCGCCGAUCGCAUAAUCCUGCUGCAGUUCAGCAUGCACUGUUUCAAGAUCAUCUUCAUCUACUGCAUCUGUGUAAAUGUCCUGGAGCAUCUUGUCCAGCAAGUCCAGGAAAACUGAGCGGGAAAAUGCUGGGUCCGGAAAACGGGGACAAUAAA
Drosophila rhopaloa is the source of this 238-nucleotide messenger RNA. RefSeq lists its product as uncharacterized. The record is from RefSeq and is a predicted model, not a curated record. The transcript has a single exon. Lineage: Eukaryota; Metazoa; Arthropoda; Insecta; Diptera; Drosophilidae. Bases 81 to 200 code for a protein of 39 amino acids.